AUGGCUCGCUUCGGAGAGGACCUGCUCAGUCGCUAUGGAGCUGGCGGCGCGGGGGCUCCCCCGGGGCCCGGCGGGACCCGCGGCGGCAGCAGCCGCCAGGGCCCCCCCGGCCAACCGGGCCCGAGGCCCCAGAUAUACAAGCAGACCAAGGCCCAGCGGGCCCGGACCAUGGCUCUUUACAACCCCAUCCCGGUCAAGCAAAACUGUCUCACACUCAACCGCUCGCUCUUCAUCUUCAGCGAGGACAACGUGAUCCGCAAAUACGCCAAGCGCAUCACGGAGUGGCCUCCAUUUGAAUAUAUGAUUCUGGCGACAAUUAUAGCCAAUUGCAUUGUUUUGGCUUUGGAGCAACAUCUCCCUGAUGGAGAUAAGACACCGAUGUCGGAGAGGCUGGAUGACACAGAACCGUAUUUCAUUGGAAUAUUCUGCUUCGAAGCGGGCAUAAAGAUUAUCGCAUUGGGCUUUGUUUUUCACAAAGGAUCUUAUCUCCGCAACGGCUGGAAUGUGAUGGAUUUUGUGGUUGUGCUGACGGGGAUUCUGGCUACAGCUGGGACCCAGUUUGACCUUCGAACGCUGAGAGCCGUCCGUGUGCUGAGACCCCUGAAACUUGUCUCAGGAAUCCCAAGUUUACAAGUUGUCCUCAAGUCCAUCAUGAAGGCUAUGGUGCCCCUCCUUCAGAUCGGCCUCCUCCUCUUCUUCGCCAUCGUGAUGUUUGCCAUCAUCGGUCUGGAAUUCUAUAUGGGAAAGUUUCACAAAGCUUGCUUCUCCAACGAAACAGGUGAAAGACUGGGAGAUUUCCCUUGUGGUGAAGACUGGCCCGCUAGGCGCUGCGAAGAAGGCAUCUGCAAAAAAUACUGGGAGGGCCCCAACUUUGGAAUCACCAACUUCGACAAUAUCUUGUUUGCUGUCCUGACCGUCUUCCAGUGCAUCACCAUGGAAGGAUGGACCGAUAUCCUCUACAACACCAACGAUGCUGCAGGGAACAUGUGGAACUGGCUUUACUUCAUCCCCCUCAUCAUCAUCGGCUCCUUCUUCAUGCUCAACCUGGUCCUUGGUGUCUUAUCAGGGGAGUUUGCCAAAGAACGAGAGAGAGUUGAAAACCGCCGAGCUUUUUUGAAACUCCGGAGACAGCAACAGAUUGAGAGAGAACUGAACGGCUACCUGGAGUGGAUCUUUAAAGCAGAGGAGGUGAUGUUAGCAGAAGAAGACAAGAAUGCUGAAGAGAAAUCCCCUUUGGAUGUGCUGAAAAGAGCGACAAUCAAGAAAAGCAAAAACGAUCUAAUUCACGCUGAAGAAGGAGAAGAUCACUUCACCGAUGUUUGCUCCGUGGGGUCUCCGUUUGCCCGGGCCAGCCUGAAGAGUGGCAAGAACGAAAGCUCCUCCUACUUCCGUCGGAAAGAGAAGAUGUUCCGCUUUUUCAUUCGGCGCAUGGUGAAGGCCCAGAGCUUCUACUGGAUUGUCCUCUGUGUGGUGGCUCUCAACACGAUGUGCGUGGCCAUCGUGCAUUACGAUCAACCCGAAGGUCUCACCACCACCCUUUAUUUUGCUGAAUUUGUCUUCCUGGGCUUGUUCCUCACCGAGAUGACUUUGAAGAUGUACGGCCUGGGGCCAAGGAACUACUUUCAUUCCUCGUUCAAUUGCUUUGACUUUGGGGUGAUUGUGGGAAGCAUCUUUGAAGUCAUCUGGGCGGUGGUGAAACCUGGCACCUCUUUUGGCAUCAGUGUCCUCAGAGCUCUUCGACUGUUGAGGAUUUUCAAAGUCACCAAGUACUGGAAUUCUUUGAGGAACUUGGUGGUCUCCUUGCUGAACUCGAUGAAGUCCAUCAUUAGCCUGCUGUUCCUCCUCUUCCUCUUCAUUGUCGUGUUCGCCUUGCUGGGAAUGCAGCUUUUUGGAGGGCAGUUUCACUUCAAUGAUGAAACACCAACCACCAACUUUGAUACCUUUCCCACUGCCAUUCUCACUGUGUUUCAGAUUCUGACUGGGGAGGACUGGAACGCCGUGAUGUAUCAGGGCAUCGAAUCCCAAGGGGGUGUCCAUUCUGGAAUGUUCUCCUCGGUCUACUUCAUCGUCCUCACCCUCUUCGGGAACUAUACCCUCCUGAAUGUCUUCUUGGCCAUUGCUGUAGACAACCUGGCCAACGCACAAGAGUUGACCAAGGACGAAGAAGAAAUGGAAGAAGCUACCAACCAAAAACUUGCCUUGCAGAAGGCGAAGGAGGUUGCAGACGUUAGCCCCCUGUCAGCCGCCAACAUUUCCAUCACAGCUUUUGUAAAGCAAACUCGAGGGUCUGUUUCUCGCAGCUCGUCGCUCUCCAGCGUAAAUUCACCCAAACAGCAGAAUUCCAUCAAAUCCAAAUCCGUGUGGGAACAGAGGACCAGCCAGCUCCGCGUGUACAACUUCCGCACUAGUUGUGAAGCCUUGUACAACGAGAUGGACCCGGAGGACAGAGUCCGCUACGCCACCAACCUCCACAUCCGCCCGGAUAUGAAGACUCACAUGGACCGACCUCUGGUGGUCGAGCCGAGGAGCGAAGGCCACGGAGGCAACGGCAACGACGUGAGCCCCACGGAGGGUCAGGAGGCUUCGGACCAGGUGAAGGCCCCGUCGCCUGAGAACAACGAGGUUCUGAGGAAACACCACCGCCAUCGUGAGAAGGAGAAAACAGGAGACACGGAAAAAAGCAAUGCCGUCAAGGAAGAGAACGGGGAACUGGCUGGCGGUAACAACAAGGAGGAACGCCACCGGCCGCACCGGAGUCGUAGCAAAGAGGUGGGCGAAGCGGGUGGGAAAGAAGGGAAGAGCGAACGCAACAGAAGCCAGGAGGGCGGCAGGCAUCACCACCGCCGGGGAUCCGUCGAAGAAGGUGCUGAGAGGGAACAUCGCCGCCACCGCGGCCAUCGGCAUCCGGUUGAGCGACAAGUCAAAGAAGGCAACGGAACGGUCAACGGGACCAAGACGGAACGACGUUCCCGUCACCGAGGAGGGUCAAGGCCGGGCAACCGAGAAGGGGACCCUGGCUCCAAAGGGGAGGGGGGCGAAGAGCCCCACAGACGGCACAAGAUACGGCACAAGGCUCUCUCCACCUACGAGUCGGUGGACAAGGAGAACGGAGAGAAAGAAGGGGAGUUGGGGAAAAAAGAUCUCAAGAACGUUCAGCCAAGAGAAGGACAGUGUGACACCGAGGCAGGCAUCAGUGUGACUGUGGUCCCUUUGCACACCUUGCCCAGCACCUGCCUGCAGAGGGUGCCGGAGCAGCCGGAAGAUGCGGACAACCAGAAGAACGUCACGCGUAUGGGUCAACCCUCUUUGGACAAAGCUGCCCCUGUGAACAUUCCCGUCACCGUCACCGCUCCCCCCGGGGAGGCUUCCGUCAUACCAAUGAACAACGUUGAAUUUGAAGCCAAAAUGGAAGAGAAGAAGGACAUGGAUGCUGAAGAUGAGAUGGCCAACAGUCCACCCAAGCCGAUCCUUCCCUACAGCUCCAUGUUCGUCUUAAGCCCAACCAACCCGAUCCGGUGCCUCUGUCACUACAUUGUCAACAUGCGUUACUUCGAGAUGGUCAUCCUCUUCGUUAUCGCGCUCAGCAGCAUCGCCCUGGCCGCCGAGGACCCUGUUCAAGCGGAGUCGCCCAGAAAUGAGGCUCUCAAGUACCUGGAUUAUAUAUUUACAGGUGUCUUUACCUUUGAGAUGGUGAUAAAGAUGAUUGACUUGGGACUUCUGCUGCAUCCCGGUGCCUAUUUCCGCGAUCUCUGGAACAUCCUCGACUUCAUCGUGGUCAGUGGAGCUCUUGUUGCCUUUGCCUUUUCGAGUUUCAUUGGAGGGAACAAAGGGAAGGAUAUUAACACCAUUAAGUCCCUCCGUGUGCUACGGGUCCUUCGCCCGUUGAAAACCAUCAAGCGUCUACCCAAACUGAAGGCGGUCUUCGACUGCGUGGUGAACUCCCUAAAGAACGUUCUCAACAUCCUCAUUGUCUACAUGCUCUUCAUGUUCAUCUUCGCCGUCAUUGCGGUGCAGCUCUUCAAAGGACGGUUCUUCUACUGCACCGAUGAAUCGAAGGACUUGGAGAAAGACUGCAGGGGCCAGUAUCUGGCUUACGAGAAGGAUGAAGUGGAAGCUCAGCCGAGGCAGUGGAAGAAAUACGAUUUCCACUAUGACAACGUUCUCUGGGCUCUGUUGACCCUCUUCACCGUCUCCACUGGAGAAGGCUGGCCCACUGUUUUGAAGCACUCCGUGGAUGCCACGUAUGAAAACCAAGGCCCGAGUCCUGGCUAUCGGAUGGAGAUGUCCAUCUUUUAUGUCGUCUAUUUUGUCGUCUUCCCAUUUUUCUUUGUGAACAUUUUUGUAGCUCUGAUCAUCAUCACUUUCCAAGAACAGGGAGACAAAGUGAUGUCUGAAUGCAGCCUGGAGAAAAACGAGAGGGCCUGCAUAGAUUUUGCCAUCAGCGCCAAGCCUUUAACCCGCUACAUGCCCCAAAACAAGCAGUCCUUCCAGUACAGGAUGUGGAAGUUCGUGGUGUCCCUUCCUUUCGAGUACUUUAUCAUGGUCCUGAUUGCGCUGAACACCAUCGUGCUCAUGAUGAAGUUCUAUGGCGCCCCCGAACCCUACGAAGAUAUGCUGAAAUGCCUCAAUAUUGUCUUCACCUCCAUGUUUUCCCUGGAAUGUAUCUUGAAGAUCAUCGCCUUUGGUGCAUUGAAUUAUUUUCGUGAUGCCUGGAACAUUUUUGAUUUCGUCACAGUCUUGGGAAGUAUUACUGAUAUUUUAGUCACAGAGAUUGCGGACACGGAUAAUUUCAUCAACUUGAGCUUCCUCCGACUCUUCCGGGCAGCCCGACUGAUCAAGCUUCUCCGUCAGGGCUACACCAUACGGAUUCUGCUGUGGACUUUUGUCCAGUCCUUCAAGGCCUUGCCAUACGUGUGCCUCCUCAUUGCCAUGCUGUUUUUCAUCUAUGCCAUCAUCGGCAUGCAGGUCUUUGGAAACAUUGCCCUGGAUGAUGACAGCGCCAUUAAUCGCCACAAUAACUUCCAAACCUUUCUGCAAGCGCUAAUGCUGCUUUUUCGGAGUGCUACUGGAGAAGCCUGGCAUGAAAUCAUGCUUGCGUGCCUCAGUAACCAGCCCUGCGACGAGCACUCCAACCUCAGCCGAAACGAAUGCGGCAGUGACUUUGCUUACUUCUACUUCGUCUCCUUCAUCUUCCUCUGCUCCUUUCUGAUGUUGAACCUAUUUGUGGCUGUCAUCAUGGACAACUUUGAGUACCUGACCCGAGAUUCAUCCAUCCUCGGACCUCAUCAUCUGGACGAGUUCAUUCGUGUGUGGGCAGAGUACGACCCAGCUGCUUGUGGGAGGAUCAGUUACACCGACAUGUACGAGAUGCUGAGGCACAUGUCGCCACCACUUGGCCUCGGGAAGAACUGUCCCGCUCGUAUUGCCUAUAAGCGUUUGGUCAGGAUGAACAUGCCCAUCUCAAAUGACGACCUGAGUGUCCACUUCACAUCAACGCUAAUGGCCUUGAUAAGGACAGCCCUGGACAUCAAACUCGCAUCAGGUGUGCUGCAACACCAGUGUGACGCUGAGCUAAGGAAGGAGGUCUCGAUGGUUUGGCCCAAUUUGUCCUCCAAAAACUUGGAUCUGUUAGUGCCACCUCAUAAACCUGAAGCCAUGACAGUGGGGAAGGUUUAUGCAGCCUUGAUGAUAUUUGAUUUCUACAAACAAAAUAAAAACACCCGUGACCCAUCUCACUCAGGCCCUGGAUGUCAGACUGGUACCGUUUCCCUUUUCCACCCACUGAAAGCAGCCCUGGAGCAGAGCCAGACAGGAUUCCCCAAUGCUUUCCUGCGUCAAAAGAGCUCCGCGUCACUCAACAAUGGGGGCACCCUGCCGAUGCCGGAAGGGGGAGGCAUCAAAGAAUCUGUCUCCUGGGGGAUCCAGCACACCCAAAACAUGUUUUAUGAAACUAGGACGCCAGCCUUUGAAAGAGGCCAUUCAGAAGAAAUCCCCGUCCAGCAGGCAAGCAAACAGGUUGUAGAAAUGCAAGAGAUCAGCCCAACUUUAGCCAAUGGAGAACAUCAGCCAGGACUGGAAAGUCAAGGGCGAGCGGCUUCCAUGCCUCGGCUGGCAGCCGAAACCCAGCCCAUUCCAGACACCAGCCCCAUGAAGCGCUCCGUCUCCACGCUCAACCCACAGCGUCCCCGUGCCACACAUCUCUACGAACAUCCCCGGCCAGCUGAACAUACCCAUCACCAUCAUCACCAUCGUUGCCACCGGCGGAGAGAGAAGAAGCAGAAGUCGGUUGACAAGCCACCCAAUCAUUUGAUUGACGGCGAAGCUCAUGCAGGAGAUGCCACCUCCAAGUCCAAAAGACAGGAGCGUGGCCGGUCCCAGGAACGGAAAGUCCAUUCUUCCUCUUCCUCUGAAAAGCAGCGCUUUUACUCCUGCGACCGCUACGGGAGUCGGGAUCGUUCUCAGCCCAAGUCCUCUGAAUGCAGUAGGCCUCCGUCUCCCGGUGGAGGGCAGGACCACGAGACACAGAAACAGGGCAGUGGUUCAGUUAAUGGGAGCCCCCUGCUGUUGACCUCUGGUGCUAGCACCCCAUGCCGUGGUCGGAGGCAGUUGCCGCAAACUCCGCUGACUCCGCGCCCCAGCAUUACCUACAAGACUGCCAACUCCUCGCCUGUGCAUUUCUCCGGGUUCCAGACCGGCCUGCCAACCUUCUCCCCGGGACGCUUGAGCCGGGGUCUCUCUGAGCACAAUGCUUUGCUGCAUGGCGACUCCCAGGGACCCUCACCAACCCUGAUGGCACGCAUCGGUUCGGACCCUUACCUGGGACACCGAGAAGAGAGUGACAGUCCAUACCAUACGAUGCCUGAGGACACGCUCACCUUCGAGGAGGCUGUGGCCACCAAUUCAGGGAGAUCCUCCCGGACCUCUUACGUCUCCUCUCUAACAUCCCAGUCCCAUCAAAUCCGCCGCGUCCCCAACGGGUACCAUUACGUCUUGGGACUAAGUGCCGGCUCUGGCACCAGCACCCGGGCGCGUAGCUAUUACCACGAGCGAGACGAAGACGAUUGGUGCUAG
This is a messenger RNA of Thamnophis elegans (Western terrestrial garter snake), 7071 nucleotides long. RefSeq names its product calcium voltage-gated channel subunit alpha1 B (gene CACNA1B). Lineage: Eukaryota; Metazoa; Chordata; Lepidosauria; Squamata; Natricidae. Gene Ontology annotation, biological process: chemical synaptic transmission; calcium ion import across plasma membrane. Gene Ontology annotation, cellular component: voltage-gated calcium channel complex; membrane; neuronal cell body. The transcript has 49 exons. Gene Ontology annotation, molecular function: calcium ion binding; high voltage-gated calcium channel activity. Bases 1 to 7071 code for a protein of 2356 amino acids. The record is from RefSeq and is a predicted model, not a curated record.